UAAUGUUUGGUCCACUUUUUCAACAGUCCCACAGACCAGCCGGCCAGACAGGCCUCAGACAAGUCAGGAUGAGGCUGGGAUUGCAGGUUCUGCUUCUGGAAGCCGACCUCCUGUAAGGCGCCCAUCACAGGGCUCGGGCCACUUACCCAGGAGGCCAAGUAAGACACGGCGUCUUGGCACGGAAUCUGCGGCUCCAUCAUCCCCACCCAGGCGACGCAUUUCGGCAGUGUCACCCCAGCCACCACUGGCACUAUUGGCGAGUUCGCAGAGUGAUGAGCCCCGAUCACCUCAGUUAUCUGAGCCCAGCUUGAUGGCCGACGUGGACCAGCAGGGACAAGACCAACAGGCAACCAUCACACUGCAACUUACACCUGUUGACCCAAGCCAGCCAAUACAGCUGCAGGAUAUCCCCCAAGCCUCCAUCAGUCCACAACUGGCACAAGCUCCGCCCCCAACCCAAAUACCAGAUGACUUUUGGGCCAGUUGGACAAGGCAACAGGCCCAAAGCAAUGCCAGCCUGACCGCACAUACACAACACCUUGCCAGUCUGCCCCAUCAUCUACCGCGCAUUAGUCGCAACUCGGGCAGACUGAUUGUACAAGUAGGGCGAAUGGCAACCUCAAUGGAGCAAAUAAGGGCUGACAACAGCCAAAUGCUUGCUCAUUUAACGCGCAUCAUAGAUGAGCAACAGCGCCAUCAGCAGGCACUCGUUCAGCUCAUUCAGCACAACCAGGUUGUGAAUGAGUCCUUAUCCCGGAUUGUAGCCAGCCACACUGCAACCAACACUCAACUGAUUGCAAGCAUUAAUAAUUUGAGCAGCAAUAUUACAUUGAUGGGAGCUCACCAAGUAACCUCCAGCUCGGGGACCACGACCCCUAUCCAAACGCCAGUAACCUCCCCUGUUCGGCGUUCCUCCAGAGCACGUGCCAGUGAGCCAGCACAAAGCACAGCACCCAGCACACACAAGCGGAAAAAAUAACCCCAAUGUGAUUUGCAAAAUAAAAAUUUGUA
Molecule: messenger RNA, 1011 nt
Organism: Pseudophryne corroboree (corroboree frog)
Lineage: Eukaryota; Metazoa; Chordata; Amphibia; Anura; Myobatrachidae
Exons: 3
Coding region: 311-979 (222 amino acids)
Source: RefSeq, a predicted model, not a curated record